Messenger RNA from Microplitis demolitor, 2492 nucleotides. It is a transcript of the gene Nsun2, whose product is annotated as tRNA (cytosine(34)-C(5))-methyltransferase. The transcript is spliced from 5 exons. Gene Ontology annotation, cellular component: cytoplasm; nucleus. Gene Ontology annotation, biological process: tRNA methylation. Lineage: Eukaryota; Metazoa; Arthropoda; Insecta; Hymenoptera; Braconidae. Gene Ontology annotation, molecular function: tRNA binding; tRNA (cytidine-N5)-methyltransferase activity. The coding region runs from base 104 to 2389 and encodes 761 amino acids. The record is from RefSeq and is a predicted model, not a curated record.
UUUAUAAUCAAAAUCAAAACAGUUGUUGGGCCCGCCAAAACCACGUGUAUCAUUUGUUUUUUGUUGUAUUUAUAAAUUUAUUAUUGAAUAAUAAUAAUUAAUAAUGGGCAGAGGAAGAAGAAAUAAGCCUAAGAAAAAUUUCGCUGAAAAAAGACGUGAAAAAUUACAAAACAAAGGGCAGGACAAAAGAUCUCAGGGUCGGUACAAUGACAUCAUCAGGGAGAAUAAAGAUUUUGAGACGUAUUAUAAAGCUCAGAAAGUUAUACCUGAAGGCCAAUGGGAUUCAUUUAUAACGACGAUGAGAGAAAAUUUGCCGGCAGCUUUUCGUAUUACCGGGUCGCAGACCGAAGCCAAAACGCUGCUGAAAAUAAUAAAAGGCGAUUUUUUUGAAGAGAUUUUGAAUAUGAAACUAGAGGGUGAUAAUGAAGUCGCUGAUGACACGGAAAAAAUGCGUCCCCAGUCAUUGCCAUUUUAUCCUGAGGGUCUGGCUUGGCAACUGAAGCUCACGCGUAAAGAUAUCAGACGCUCUGAGGCGUACUUCAGGUUACACAAUUUUUUAAUUGCUGAAACAAACAGUGGAAGUAUCAGCAGACAAGAAGUUGUCAGUAUGAUACCACCUUUGGUGCUGGAUGUCAAGCCGUGGCACAAAGUUCUUGACAUGUGCGCUGCACCAGGAUCAAAAACAGCUCAAUUGAUUGAGAUGAUUCACGCUGAUGAGGCUGUCUCCCAUCCAAAAGGUUUUGUUGUCGCGAAUGAUGUUGAUAAUAACCGAUGUUACAUGCUGGUGCAUCAAGCUAAAAGACUUAAUAGUCCUAAUAUUCUUAUUACUAAUCAGGAUUCAUCCAUUAUGCCUAAUUUUAAAGUCACUAAUCCAGAUGGAACCCUAGGAAUAUUGAAGUUUGAUAGAAUACUUGCUGAUGUUCCUUGCAGCGGAGAUGGAACUAUGAGGAAAAAUCCAGACAUUUGGUGCAAGUGGUCACCAGCUAAUGGAAAUAAUUUGCAUGGAAUCCAAUACCGGAUUGUAAAAAGAGGACUAGAGAUGCUGGCUGUUGGUGGCAAGUUGGUUUACUCAACUUGCUCAUUGAAUCCUGUGGAAAAUGAAGCUGUCCUUCAUCGUAUUCUUGCGGAAACUGGUGAUUCCGUCCAGCUGGUUGAUGGCAGGGACCUAGUACCUGGGCUUAAGUUCAAUCCUGGUGUCAGUACCUGGCUACUGGGCUCUAAAGACGUUCAGUUUUAUAAAUCGUGGGAGGAAGUACCUGAAAACUGGCACACACAAAUAAGACCCAAAAUGUUUCCACCUAAUCCUGAAGAUGCUGAAAAGUAUCACCUUGAAAGGUGUAUGAGGAUACUGCCUCAUCAUCAGGACACCGGCGGGUUCUUUGUUGCGCUGCUGGAAAAAGUAAAACCGCUACCUUGGGAAAGUGAAUCUUCGGUUGUUAAUCCGGGAUCGUUUAAUAAAAUUAAGGAGAAGAAUGGAGAGUCUAGUUUGGAGAAAGACAGUGAAGAGAAAGAGGUGGUGAAGAACCAAGAAGAGAGUCAAGUAGAGACAGAAAAGAAUGACAACAACAAACGUAAUUUAGAGGAGCAAAAUAAAACUGCGGGUCCUGAUAGGAAGCGUAAGAGAAUUAUUGGAUACCGUGAGGAUCCAUUUGUCUUCUUCAAGGACGAAAAAGAAGAUGUUUGGGCUUCCAUUAAGAAAUUUUAUGAUAUAUCCGACGAACUAGAUCCUCGCUGCCUCUAUGUCAGGUGUCACGAGGGCAAAAAAAAGAAUAUUUACUUUACAUCUCCGGAAAUUCGCGAUAUUAUUUUACUAAAUGAACAUCAAGUGAAGAUGAUCAACACCGGAGUUAAAACAUUUGUCCGCUGUGACAACAGAAAUAUGAAAUGCGCUUUCCGAAUGGCACAGGAAGGAAUGCAGAGUGUUAUCUCAUAUAUAAGCGAUAACCGCAAAGUUAAAGUUACAAGAGAUGACUUGAUAAUGCUUUUACAAAACAAUAAUCCUCAGAAGCCUCCGGAAAUAGAGAAGUUGAGUGAAAAAACUCAGGAACGACUUAAGAGUGUUGAUGCUGGCAGCUGUGUUUUGAUGUAUGAAGAAGACAGUUCUCCAGAUUCACUAAAAUUACACCUUGUGGGCUGGAGAGGAACGAUGUCAUUGAGAGCUUACGUUCCUGUGUGCGACACAAUCCAUUAUUUGCGUUUACUUGGCGCCGACUGCUCACAAUUCGAAGUUAAUAAGUUUGAACAAAAUAGGAUCGCUAAUAAGAUUAAUGAGAAUGAUGACUCGUCAGUAAAAGCUGACGUUGACGAAAAUGAAGCUGACGAUAAUGACUUGGCUACUGGAGGACUUGACUCAGGUGUAGUAGAAGAACAAGUUGAAGAAGUAGCUUAAGAUUUAAUAAAAGUUGUUGUUAGGGUGAGCUGAUGAAUUUUAUAUUUUUUUGACGUGUCUUUUUUUAAAGGUCGUGUAUAAAAUAAAUCCGUUUCAAAAUGCA